Molecule: messenger RNA, 890 nt
Organism: Pyrus x bretschneideri (Chinese white pear)
Lineage: Eukaryota; Viridiplantae; Streptophyta; Magnoliopsida; Rosales; Rosaceae
Product: DNA-directed RNA polymerase II subunit RPB7
Exons: 6
Coding region: 138-668 (176 amino acids)
Biological process (GO): transcription initiation at RNA polymerase II promoter; positive regulation of nuclear-transcribed mRNA poly(A) tail shortening; DNA-templated transcription
Cellular component (GO): RNA polymerase II, core complex; P-body
Molecular function (GO): single-stranded RNA binding; single-stranded DNA binding; translation initiation factor binding
Source: RefSeq, a predicted model, not a curated record
AUAGCGAUUAGCGAGGGAAAGAUUAUCUCUCUGGAGAGACGAAGUAAGAAGUUCCAAGUUGGAGAGGUUAGGGCAAACAUCGAAUUCUCGAUUUCUAACUCGUUAAUCAGAAUUGAGAGAUUCAGGGAGAAGGAAAGAUGUUCUUCCAUAUAGUGCUGGAGAGGAACAUGCAGCUUCAUCCUCGCCACUUUGGCCGCAAUCUCCGUGAAAAUCUCGUUUCCAAGCUCAUGAAAGAUGUCGAAGGCACUUGCAGUGGUCAACAUGGAUUUGUGGUUGCAAUUACGGGCAUAGAAAACAUUGGGAAAGGGAUGAUUCGUGAUGGGACAGGCUUCGUCUCAUUCCCCAUCAAGUACCAGUGUGUUGUUUUCAGACCAUUCAAAGGAGAGAUCUUAGAAGCUGUUGUUACCAUGGUCAACAAGAUGGGAUUCUUUGCUGAGGCUGGUCCUGUUCAAAUCUUUGUUUCGAACCACUUGAUACCGGAUGACAUGGAGUUCCAGACUGGGGAUAUGCCAAACUAUACAACAUCAGAUGGAUCAGUUAAGAUUCAGAAAGACAGCGAAGUGCGAUUAAAGAUAAUUGGAACCCGAGUAGAUGCUACUGAAAUUUUCUGCAUUGGCACCAUAAAGGACGAUUUCUUGGGUGUGAUAAACGAUCCUACGACUGCUUAAUGAAGGUAGGAUAUCGUGGGCAUGGACAUUUGCCCGUUUGCCUUGUGGCAUUCGAACUGUUGCAGACCCGAGUAGCGUGGAAUUUGUGUGUUUAACUGGGGGAACGUUUAGACUUGCCUUGUAAUCCUAGAACAGAUAAAACCAUUCUUGAACUUGUGUACAUUUUAAUCUUAUUUACUACUCACAACAGUCUACUAAUUCAUGUUUUAUUGUUUUGUGAUC